AUGUCAAAAAUGGUUGAUUCCACCAUCAAAAUUCUCAUCUUAGUCUCAUUUCUUGUCCUCGUUUCUCAAGGCUAUAGUGAAUGUUCAUCGAAUAAUCUCUCUAUAUACCAAUAUCUAACCGGAAAUCAAUUGAGACUAUUUCCAGAAUAUCGUGUGGAUAUCAUCAACAAUUGUCCUGAUUGUAUUCAGAAGAAUGUGAAAAUAAAUUGCCCUAAUUUUGGAACAGUUGAAUUUAUAGAUCCUUCAAUUUUAUUAAGUGUCUCGGGUAAUGUUUGUCUUGUUACUGGUGGUAAACCUAUUGUAACAAAUGUUAAUGUUACCUUUACUUAUGCUUGGAGUGAUUCAUUUAUUUUUACUCCAAAUUCCUCUGAGAUUAGUUGUUAA
This is a messenger RNA of Vicia faba (fava bean), 384 nucleotides long. The record is from the annotation of a GenBank genome assembly. Lineage: Eukaryota; Viridiplantae; Streptophyta; Magnoliopsida; Fabales; Fabaceae.